Molecule: messenger RNA, 666 nt
Organism: Oncorhynchus tshawytscha (Chinook salmon)
Lineage: Eukaryota; Metazoa; Chordata; Actinopteri; Salmoniformes; Salmonidae
Gene: cbr4
Product: carbonyl reductase 4
Exons: 5
Coding region: 1-666 (221 amino acids)
Biological process (GO): fatty acid biosynthetic process
Molecular function (GO): quinone binding; oxidoreductase activity, acting on the CH-OH group of donors, NAD or NADP as acceptor
Source: RefSeq, a predicted model, not a curated record
AUGGGUGCUCUGAGAGGUCAAGGGGGUUCAGGCAGGGGCAUUCCCAGGCUGUGUGUGGGGGGCUCCAGGGGCAUUGGCAGGGCUGUAUCAAGGCUGCUGGCAGAGAGAGGCUGCAGGGUUGUUGUUGUGUCCAGGAACCAGCAUGCUGCUCAGGCCACUGUGGCGUCCCUCGAUGGAGCUGACCAUGUGGGCUUUUGUUGUGACGUCUCCAAAGGAGAGGAAGUGCAGAAGACGUUUAGGAUUAUCCUGAAGACUUGUGGAAACAUUUCAUACCAUUUUUUAAAGAACUCGUCCAUAUCCUGUGUGUGUGUGUGUGUGUGUGUGUAUGCACCUCCCUGUCUGUGUGUGUUCAGGGAUGGUCUGUUACUGUGGACCAGGCUAGAAGACAUGGUGGCUAUGCUUCAUACCAACCUACUGGGGAGCAGGUUGAGCUGCAAGGCAGUGCUACAGAGCAUGCUCCACACUCAGGGAGGGGCCAUUGUCAACAUAGGCUCUGUGGUGGAGUUGAAGGGGAACGCAGGUCAGUGUGUGUACAGUACCAGUAAAGCAGGUCUGGAGGGCUUCACUCGCUCUCUGGCCAAGGAGGUGGCCUCGCAAAACAUCAGGGUUAACUUGCUGGCUCCAGGUUUCAUCGGGACAGACAUGACAGUAGGGCUGGGGGAGUAG